CUUUGUCAGUGCACAAAAUGGCACCCUACAGCCUACUGGUGACCCGACUGCAGAAAGCUCUGGGUGUGCGGCGAUACCGUGUGGCCUCAGUCCUGUGCCAACGGGCCAAGAUGGCGAUGAGCUACUUUGAGGCCAAUGAGUACAUCCACUAUGAGCUGCUAGAGAAGAACAUUAACAUUGUUCGCAAACGACUGAACCGGCCUCUGAUCCUCUUGGAGAAGAUUGUGUAUGGACACCUGGAUGACCCGGCCAGCCAGGAAGUCGAGCAGGGCAAGACAUACCUGUGGCUGCGGCUGGACCGCGUGGCCAUGGCGGCCGUGCCAUCCACCAUCCAGUGACCAUCUGAUAAGAGGCCCAGCUUGGGGACGAGAAAGACCUGCGCUGGGCCAAGGACAUCAACCAGGAAGUUUAUAAUUUCCUGGCAACUGCCUGUGUCAAAUAUGGUGUGGACUUCUGGAGGCUUGGAUCUGGAAUCAUUCACUAGAUUAUUCUGGAGAACUAUGCAUACCUUAGGGAUCUUCUGAUUGGCACUGACUCCCACAUCCCCAAUGGUGGCAGCCUGGGGGGCAUCUGCAUUGGAGUUGGGGGUGCCGAUGCUGUGGAGAUCAUGGCUGGGAUCCCCUGGGAGCUGAGGUGCCCCAAGGUGAUUGGCAUGAAGCUGACGGGCUCCCUCUCCAGUUGGACCUCACCCAAAGAUGUGAUCCUGAAGGUGGCAGGC
Molecule: messenger RNA, 718 nt
Organism: Rhinopithecus roxellana (golden snub-nosed monkey)
Lineage: Eukaryota; Metazoa; Chordata; Mammalia; Primates; Cercopithecidae
Product: aconitate hydratase, mitochondrial-like
Exons: 2
Coding region: 18-338 (106 amino acids)
Biological process (GO): tricarboxylic acid cycle
Cellular component (GO): cytosol; mitochondrion
Molecular function (GO): aconitate hydratase activity; 4 iron, 4 sulfur cluster binding
Source: RefSeq, a predicted model, not a curated record